UCGCCAGGCUGUCCGGAAGGACGCGGGAGCAGCAGCAGCGCAGCCGGAGCCUGUGACUCGCCAGGAGGCAGCUACCGUUGGCAGAAGGGGUCGGCGGGAUCAUGGCCACUCCGCUUCCGCACGCACAGCAGCCGCUGCGGUGCAGCGUGGAGCUGCUCUUCACCAGGGAGGAGCUGCCAGUGGGGCUGCAACUCGCCAGACCCAGCCGUAAAGCCCUGCAGCUGGAGGUCCAGCCGGGAGAGGAGGACAUGGACAUGACCGUGACAGACACUGAUGGACUCUGUGUGUUUAAAAGCAUGGUUAACAGAGACACGGAAUACUGUCAUGUGGGAAAACAGUCUGUGUUAAUUACCCUGGGAUACAACAGUGCCUUGCUUCAGUUCAAGUCAGAAGUUGAAUGCAACACAUUUUCAGAUGCAUUAAAGAGAUGCUGUAGCCAAAAGAAGGAGAACUCUGUGUUCAAUGAGCAAACAGAUGAAGCAUCUGCUGCUCAGUAUUUUCAGUUUUAUAGCUGUCUGUCUCAGCAACAGAAUAUCAUGCAAGAUUUUGUGAGAACAGCCACUUUUCACAGAGCUAUCAUACAGAAUCACAUAGAUUUUACAAACAAGGUGGUCCUAGAUGUUGGCUGUGGAUCAGGAAUCCUUUCAUUUUUUGCAGUGCAGGUUGGAGCUAGAAAAGUCUAUGUGGUUGAAGCCAGUUCAAUGGCAAAAUAUGUGGAGCUCCUGGUGAGAAGCAACAACCUUUCUGACAAGAUCACAGUUCUGUUUGGAAAAAUCGAGGAGAUCUCCCUGCCUGAGAGUGUCGAUGUGGUAAUUUCUGAACCAAUGGGUUAUAUGCUGUUGAAUGGAAGGAUGUUGGAAAGUUACCUCCAUUCCAAAAAAUGGUUGAAGUCAAAUGGAAUGAUGUUCCCAACAUACAGUGAGAUUCAUUUGGCUCCUUUUUCUGAUGAGCAGCUCUACAUGGAACACUACUCCAAAGCCAGUUUUUGGUACCAAGAAUUCUUUUAUGGGGUCAACCUGUCCAGUCUGCACAAUGCAGCCGUGGAUGAGUAUUUCAGACAACCUGUUGUGGAUACUUUUGAUGCAAGAAUUCUGGUGGCCCGGUCAAUGAAGUACACUGUUAACUUCAUCGAAGCCACUGAGGAAGAUUUGCGUAGCAUGGAAAUCCCUUUUGUUUUCCACAUUAUGCAGUCUGGACUAAUCCAUGGCCUGGCCUUCUGGUUUGAUGUGGCAUUUGUAGGAUCACUCUCUUAUUUCUUCAAAGUCUGCUAAGAAAUGAACACUACCAAAUUCACCAUAGCUCUCCUUGAGCUGGAAGCCAAUGCCAGAAAAGUGCCUCAUGGGGGACUAGCCCUAAAUGCAAGUAUGCUAGCACUGCUUCUGGCAAUUCUGUAACAAAUCUACUCCACAGACAAAUCAGAAUGGAUGUGGAUAACUGUGUAAAAGAAGAAAAGGCUGUAGACACUUCAUUAUGAUCUUAUCCAGCCUAUGACUAUUCAGUGAAACAUACUUCUUGCUCUUGACUUAUUACUGCUCAUUUUUGCUGCCCAAAAAGUGUGAUCUUUGUUUAAAAAAAAACUUGUCAGAACCACAUUUUCACGGGUAUCCAAAAACAUGCUUGGAAUAUCAAGCUGGAAACCUCAUGAGGAAGGUCUAAUAUACACUUAUGUGAGUUAAACACAAUUUUAGAAGAAUCCAAAUGUAAACCUGGAUUUUGAGAUGAGGCUUUCAAUAGAGAGGCAGACUGGUAAUACCAAAUUUCAACAUUACAGAUCCUGCUCACAAGCUAUAGACUCACUUUUCUGAAUUUUUAUCCUCUGGUUUCUUUAAUAAUUUUCAUCUUCAGGGAAUCAACACAGCAUCCAGAAGAGAUAAAACAGACAUAAAAUACAGACAUUAAAACAACUGUGCUGAUACAUGACUCUGACCACUUAAUCCAUUAUUAAGUCAAGAAAUAUCUUCUACAAUUACAGCCUGGUUUAAGGUACCUAAAGAUCUUUAAGGAAUCCUUAAUUCUUUUUUUAUGAAAGACAGAUGCUUGAACCUGUAAGAUGGUUGACUUAAAAUCUCUGGCUGACAUUAAAAAAUUUCAUUGGUUUAUUCUCUGGGUGAUGUUUGUAUUAUAGCAAUAUGUUUUCUAAUGUCUUAAUUGAUCAUGGUCUUAAUUCUUGAAAAGAAACUACUAAAAAACUGGAAAACAUAAUUAGUGUAGAGAAGAGACUUAUCUCAAAUAUCUACAGAGGUUGUUCCAAACACUGAAGCAAAGCAUUUGCGCUGUGGGAGCCUGCAAACUUGUCAUAUAUAUUAUGGCCCUUGACUUAAGCCAAGCUUCAAAAUAUACUCUUUCCCCUCCACACCCUUUAAAACACACAGGCAUGAUGUUAACAAUUCAAGGAGUGGGAAAACUGAACAUCAUAAUCCUGCCUAUGCCCAUUCUAUUUUGCAAGCCACUGCCAAGUGCUUCCCAGAAGACAAUUAAAAGAAGAAUAGUACUACCACCAACUGUACUGAGGAGGAUUUACACCACCAAAUAAUUUCUCUCUACAUCACUUCUUUAGUCAAAUAUACUA
Messenger RNA from Athene cunicularia (burrowing owl), 2569 nucleotides. It is a transcript of the gene CARM1, whose product is annotated as coactivator associated arginine methyltransferase 1. The transcript is spliced from 11 exons. Gene Ontology annotation, molecular function: protein-arginine N-methyltransferase activity. The record is from RefSeq and is a predicted model, not a curated record. NCBI's taxonomy places the organism in Eukaryota, Metazoa, Chordata, Aves, Strigiformes, Strigidae. Bases 102 to 1271 code for a protein of 389 amino acids. Gene Ontology annotation, biological process: peptidyl-arginine methylation.